AUGCCAUAUGAAACGGGUUACGAUGCAAUACAUAUGUAUUUAAGUGAUGUGAGUUCACAUUUGGUUGCUAAGACUGGAAUACCAACAGACAGAUAUCAUCUCGGCAAAAUCCUACUGCAUUGCUUUCAAGAUGAUCCAGAUUUUAUUUUGCAGAUUGAUGGAGCAAAAGACAUAACAGAAACGGCUGGUUCAGUACUGGACAGGUCCGUUCGAUGUGCGAUUGCGUUCAAGAAACUAGGCCUUGAAAAGGGAGAUGUAAUAAUUUUGACAGGACUCAAUCACAUAGAUCUCUGUAUCCCGUAUUAUGCUGCAUUGUACCUUGGAGUCGUGGUUGCAGCAAUAGAUCCAACGUUUGGCGUCAAUGAAUUAAGGGACGCUUUUACCAUCACAAAGCCAAAAAUAAUAUUCUGUGAGGGCAACAAAACUGAUGUUAUUGAAAAAGCUUUAAAAUGUGCUGAAUUAGAAGCCAAAAUAGCAGUCUUUAGUGAGGGCAAUGAAUUUAUGACCCUAUCGAAAUGUAUCAUGAAUAUUGAUGACAAUGCAGUUAAGGAGUUCCGACCCUCAGAUUUCGACCCCGAAGAGACUCCAGCAUUGCUGACAUCAACGAGUGGGACCACCGGUUUACCUAAGGCUGCAAUUUUAACUCACAAGAACCUGUUCAUUGGGUUGUCUUACAUGUGGUUAUCACUGGGAUCUAAAUUCCCCACUCCGACAAAUAUAAUUUUAUCCGUGUCGCCUAUUCAAUGGUUGACAGCUACGUUUGUGAAAUUGUUCAGUCCAAUCUUGAAGGUAACACGACUUCAAUCAUCGGAAAUUAUGAAUCCUGAACUGUUUGUGCACCUAGUUAAUAAAUAUAAGCCUGCCUACAUAAUAACGAGCCCUCUGACGUUUCAAAAUGCGUUGGCAUCUAAUGAUAAAUGUGACUUCACAUGCUUUAAGAGUAUUUUGCUAGGAGGCCUCCCAGUUUCUCCUGAUCUCGUCGAUAAAUUAAAAGAACUGGCUCAAACUGAACGUGUGUAUUCAGUAUACGGAAUGAGUGAAAUUAGUGGUCCAGCAUUACAACACAAUUUUCCAGCAGUCAAAGGUUCAUGUGGCCAUGCAGCAGGACAUUUAGAAUAUCGGCUUGUGGACCCAGACACAAAAGAAGAUGUUAUUUCUAAAGCUAAUACACCUGGAGAGUUAUGGCUUCGAGGACCUUCAGUAUUCAAAGGCUACUACAAAGACCCUGAAAUGACAGCAAAUACGUUAACUGAAGACGGCUGGUUCAUGACCGGAGAUAUAUUGUACAGAGAUGAUUAUUGGCAUUUUUACUUCGUAGACCGAAUAAAGUCUUUAUUGAAAUAUAAGAGCUAUCAGAUAUCACCAUCAGAGGUAGAGGCUGUGAUUAAGAAACACCCCGGUGUGUUGCAUGUCUUUGUUACUGGAAUACCGGACGAGAAUUGUGGGGAUCUUGUAGUGGCUUGUGUCAUACCGAAACCUGGUAGCAAACCUUCAGCUCAAGAGAUCAAGGACAUUGUGAAAGAAUCACUGUCGGACUCGAAACAGCUUAGAGGCGGCGUUGUAUUCUUUAAAGAAUUCCCCAUUACCAGCAAUUUAAAGAUUAAUAAAAAGAAAUUACAAGAUAUGGUACUUACAAUGGAUAGAGAAUGA
Molecule: messenger RNA, 1650 nt
Organism: Arctia plantaginis
Lineage: Eukaryota; Metazoa; Arthropoda; Insecta; Lepidoptera; Erebidae
Source: the annotation of a GenBank genome assembly